AUGGCGGCCCCCAAAAUGGCAGCGAAGAUGGGGCUCAAAGGGGGAGCCAAGGAAGAGGAGCGGCCGCCAAUCGACUUUGACAAGAUCGACGGUGAGAAGGUUGUCGAGAGGCCGAUGUUCAAGCUUGGCUUUGCGUCCGAUGCUGUCAUCCGGAACAUGGAAGCAAAGCGGGCUGACAAGGACCUGAAGAUCUACGACUCUGCAACCCGGUUGGAUGCCGUGGUGGCCAAGAGUGGCUUCGUCAACUUCAAGGUCACAGCCCCCAAGCUUCCCUCGAUCCAGGACAAGUAUGCACGCCGAACGAGCACGUCGACCUUAGCCUCCACCGUGGCUUCGCCGGCAGCGGAUGCCUCACCGACUAGCUCUCUUCAGUUCGGCUCGACCAUGGGCAGCUCCUUCUCCGACUUCCGUAAAAAUGCGAAGUUCAGCCGAAAUCUCAAAAGCGGCCUUGACGAUGCGGGGAAUCGCAUGAAGCGGGCGGACCAGUAUUUCCAGCUGCUGAUGAGGGCAAAGCAGAAGAAGGAUGAUUCUGACAGGAAGGCAGCUGAGGCGGAGGAGUGGCGUCGUUGCGAGGGUGCGGCGCGCGUGGCCUUCGAGAAAGCCAUUGGCGUGGUAAAGGAGCGUGACAACAACUCGGAGAUGACCACCGACUCGGAAGCGGAAGAGUCCCAGGAGGAGGAAGAUUUCGGUGAGCUGACAGCCUACGACGGGCAGAUGAAGAUCGAGAUCGAUUUCGUCAUUGUCAAGCCUCACGUGGACGAGGACAAGGAGGAGGAUCUCUACCCACCACCCGGGCUCACCUUGGAUGACCUCGAGGGCGAUGACCUGCCUCUGCCUGUCGGGGAGGGAUCGGAGGCUGGGGACAGCGACGAGGCUCCUUCCACGCCGCCGCUGGACUUCUCCGAUGACAUGGCCGAGCUCACCGUGGAGCUCAAGAAAGCCGGAAAGCUCGACGAGCAGCCCAAGGGCAUCGCCGCGAGGGAGGCAGCCGAAGUGGCGGCGAGGCAAGGUGUUGCAGACGAGAAGCGGAUGCCAAAUAUUUGGAACAAUCCUUUUCCCGAAUGGUCUCUGGAGACUGGUGGCUCCAUGUUCUUUAUUCCGGACGCCGAGCGGUAUGCCUGGUCUCCCUCUCUUCCACCGCCACCGCCACCUUCGAUGCUGGGUCGACGGCGCAUCCGCCUGAAGCCACGCUUGCCUCUCACUUUGUCCAACCACCGCUACAAAGACGAGCACCCCAACAUCUGGCCGCCGGACCAAUUUAGCCCGGGCCAGGAUCAUUACAAGUCGUUUGAGCAGAAGUUGCUCACCUACGACCUCUACAAAGGUUGCGUGGAGUCCCUGGCGAAAAUGCCUCGACAGGAGUUUGCCAAGGACGAUUACCGACAUCGACUCAAGUUCGGCAGCUUCAUGGAGUCCGCUUUGCGGGGCUCCGUGGCCUGGCGAAACUGGCGGCGCCGCGAGAGCCGGAAGCGCAAAACCGAGGAGCAGAGGAAGCAGAAGGAGAGGGAAGCAGAGGCCCGCCGGAAGCUGGAAAAGGAGCGGAAGCAGAAGUUGGCAGAAGAAGCACUUCGCUUGGCGCAAGAUGAUGAUGACUGA
Symbiodinium sp. CCMP2592 is the source of this 1596-nucleotide messenger RNA. NCBI's taxonomy places the organism in Eukaryota, Dinophyceae, Suessiales, Symbiodiniaceae. The record is from the annotation of a GenBank genome assembly.